AAUAAACAAAUAAACAAAGAACAGCGAAACAAACCAAAAUAAACUAGGGAGACUAGAGAACAUAAAUAAAACAAACAAGAGAUAAUAAGAAUAACUAAACAGGGAGUAAACUAGGGAACUAGAAACAAACAGAGAUAAACACUAAACAAGGACCUAGGGAAAUGACAAAUGAAACACGGAGAGGCUAAGAAAACGCAGAGAGAGACAGAAAAACGCAGAGAGACAGACAACGGGGGACAGUGCAAAGACCGACAGAGGACAAGUAACAGAGGAAGUCUUUUUAACAUAACAGGAAACACACUGGGAGUGGAAACACCUGGGGAAGGGGUGGAGCUACAAAUGAGACAUGAGGUAAUGGAAAAUCACAGGCAGAACACAGGGGCACGGGUCACGUGGGACAACACAGGCACGAGGACAGACAGGAAACAGGGCCAGGCGUGACAGAAACCUCCCCCUAAACGCGCAGCUCCCGAGGCGCGGAAAAACAAACCCCGGGGGCUGGCGGCAGGGAGAGGCCGGGGAAAACAGGAGACCGAACGGGAGACUGGACAGGGAACUGGACAGGAGAUGGAGACAGGACAGGGGACAGAGACUGGACAGGGAACGGACACUGGACGGGGAACUGGACAGGUGACGGAGACUGGACGGGGAACGGAGACUGGACGGGGAACUGGACAGGUGACGGAGACUGGACGGGGAACCGGACAGGUGACGGAGACUGGACGGGGAACCGGACAGGUGACGGAGACUGGACGGGGAACUGGACAGGUGACGGAGACUGGACAUGAGACAGAGACUGGACGGGACCGGACAUGGGAACAGGGACAAGAACAUUGACGGGGACGGAAACAAACACAGUAACAGGGACAGGAACAGAGAAACCACCGGGGACAGGAACUGGAACACUCACAGAUACAGGGACCAGGACAGGGAGAGACAGGGGGACCAAAAACAUA
Messenger RNA from Astyanax mexicanus (Mexican tetra), 956 nucleotides. RefSeq lists its product as uncharacterized. The transcript is spliced from 2 exons. The record is from RefSeq and is a predicted model, not a curated record. Bases 568 to 837 code for a protein of 89 amino acids. Lineage: Eukaryota; Metazoa; Chordata; Actinopteri; Characiformes; Acestrorhamphidae.